CAGCAGUGAUAGAAGUCAGAGUUAGAGUAACGAUCAUGGAGAAACUAAUAAUAACGAAGUUAUUUUGUAUUUUGCUAGUAAUAUUAUGUAUACAAGAUUGCGGUACCGUGAAUCUCAACACACUACGUCUAACUAAUGUAUUGUAUCGUCAUGGAGAUAGAAGUCCUGUGAAGAUCUUUAAAACAGAUCCUAAUACACUCAGUAGCUGGCCACAGGGAUUUGGAUAUCUUAGCAAAAUUGGAAUGCGACAACAGUAUAACUUGGGUAAAUAUUUUAGAGAACGAUACAAUGGAUUCCUAAAUGAAUCCUAUAUCUUUUCAGAGAUAUACAUCAAUAGUUCUAAUGUAGAUCGAUGUUUAAUGUCAGCGUACAGUAAUCUAGCUGGUUUGUAUUAUCCAAACAGUGAUGAAGAAUGGAACACGAAUAUAACAUGGCAACCAAUACCAGUCCAUACAAUACCAGAACCACUAGAUAAUUUGAUAAGUUUACAAAGAGCAUGUCCUAAAUAUGAUCAACUAUAUCACCAAUCAUUAAAAUCACCAGUAGUUAAAAAAGAAGAAAUAGAAAACAAGGGUUUUUAUGAAUUUGUAUCCCAAAAAAGUGGCCAGUCAAAAGAGACUAUAGAAACAAUAUGGCAAGUAGCUGAUACUCUGCUAUGUGAGCAAAGACAUAAUAAAACGUGGGCUCCGUGGGUUAAUAAUACAAUUUAUAAUAAACUACGAGAUUUAGAAAAGUGGGGUUUUGAUCUUCUAUUUGGUGGUAGAACAGUUAGUAAAUUAAAGGGAGGUCCAAUCUUGGGUCAAAUUGUCAACAAUAUUCAGAUGAAGAUAGCUGGACAAUUAGAUUAUAAAAUGAUGAUGUAUUCAGGGCACGAUACGACAGUAGCUGCCUUGUUAAAUGCUAUGCAGGUUUAUAACCUAGAGAGUCCACCAUAUACAGCAACAGUUAUUAUAGAACUACAUGAAGAAAAUAACCAAUAUUUUAUAUAUAGUUAUUAUAAAAAUAAUACCUGGCCUAAUACUACAUCAAUACAUAAUCUUACAUUACCAGGUUGUGAUUUCCGAUGUCCAGUUGAUCAGUUUAUUGCUAUAACUAAAGAUAGAAUUCCUGUAGACUGGGAGAAAGAGUGUAGUAUUAAUCAACAUGGUCAAAAUCCAGUAGAAUUCAGUAAAGUUGCAGUGACAAUUAUGUCUAUAUUAGGUGGUAUGGUGUUACUAUUGACAAUGAUUAUAUUUAUAUGUCAGUGUCGACAGAAAAAUACAAAAACUACUAAAUACAGUUUGUUAGAAGAAAAUGGUUACCAAGAUUCCUGAUUAUGAAUUUUUUUAAAACUUGGUUUUAACUUUUUUUUUUAAUUUUUUUUUUGGUUUUAUCCAUUUUAUCAAUCAAGUCAGGGCUAGGGCUGACUUAUGUAAUGAAAUGGGGGGCAUAUGUGGCAUUCAAGUGUUAUUUAGUUCUUCAGAAAGUGGUGGGGAUGGGGUGAGUGUUUAAUAUCAAAAUAUGGGUCUUAAUAUGAAAUUCCAGUUAUCAUGUUAUACAUCACCAGAAAGUAAGUUUCUAUGGCUCUUUGAAUCUACUUGUUAUUUUCUAGCAUAUUCAUGAAUACAGAUCUAUAUUUCGUUUCGUUUUUUAUACUUUCGAUGGCCUACACUACAUGAAGAUCUUAUCGGUUGUAGCGAUAGGUCGCAUCAGAGGUCAUACGGGCGGCUUUUGACCUAUGAUGUCAGACAUUUGAUUAACAAAUCAGCAUUGAUGUUACUAGUGGAUUACCCACAGUUCCGUGCAAAACACGCCUAACGCUCGCCGUAACAGGCCGUUUCAUUGGCUAAUACCUCACACCAUCGAGAACACGUCAAUGAUAACAACUCUUCCAGAUCCUAGUGUAGUAAAGACAAAUAAAACAAAAUUUUGAACUAUAAAAAACGAAACGAAAUAAGAUCUGUGUUUUAAUCAGAUUGCAUGAUUACAUACUUUCGAAGAGAUAAAACCCUUUUUAUUUUGAACAAAGAAAUGUGUCGCCAUCAGACAAUAAGCUUGUUACUAAAAAUAGACUACUUUCAAUUUAUUUUAUUUUGGAUUAGCCCAUACUGAGCACGUGAUUUCACUGAAGUCAUGGUCAUCAAGUGAAUUCGUUUGUGUAUGCUGACUUGAUUCCCCCUUAUUGUUUGGAGUGCAGGACAUAAUAUUUUGUAAUAUAUUUUCAACUUAUGCAUUUUAUGUCAAUCAGUGUAAAUAGUGUUCAUGUUGAAUGCUCAUAUUCUAAAUCAUUUCUUGAAUUGAUCUACAGUGAUGAAUACUAAACACAUAUAACCAUACUAUGGAUCAGGAACCAACCAUGACAUUAUCGCCGCCAUAUUGGAAAUGUUUAUGAUAUCAAAAUUCGAAGUCUGUCAGUCGAUGCAAAAUUGUCCAAGGAACAAACAUGCCAAGUUUUAUGCUGAUCGUACUUAAAUUGACAGAGCCUGAGGCUUUUUUCGAAGCUUGUCAACCCAAGAACAAGAUGAGACAGUUACUGGUCCAAUUGUUUCUUCAAAUGGCCACUAUUUUAAUUUGGGUAUUCAUGUAAGAACAUGCAUUACUUAAAUAAUUAUACAUAUAUUACCAUUAUGUCAUUGUUUCAUAGCAUGUUAGAUUGUCAUUUUGACUAUGUAACUGUUUAUUGGUUUACUGUUUGUUCUUUUAAAAUAUAUAUUGAUUGAUAGUUCAGUUAAAAAUGGCAAUCAGUUUCUGGUCCAAAAAUAUAUACUAAUAUUUGUUAGUUUUUAGUCCAAUGGAAAGAUUGCUUUUAAAAUUCUGAUUUGUUCAACAAUGACAAAUCAUUCAGUUUAAGUAAAUUCUUAGUAACUGCACCUUUUAUUUAUUUUUAUCAAUAGUUUUUAAUAUAUAUGUUUGUAUGUAUGUAGAAAAAUGCUGUAAAAAUGCUUUUAUUCUAUUUUUUUCAUUAAAAGGUAUUUUUGAUUAUUA
Molecule: messenger RNA, 2964 nt
Organism: Patella vulgata (common limpet)
Lineage: Eukaryota; Metazoa; Mollusca; Gastropoda; Patellidae
Product: lysosomal acid phosphatase
Exons: 11
Coding region: 36-1313 (425 amino acids)
Biological process (GO): dephosphorylation
Molecular function (GO): phosphatase activity
Source: RefSeq, a predicted model, not a curated record